Lucilia cuprina (Australian sheep blowfly) is the source of this 2858-nucleotide messenger RNA. RefSeq lists its product as uncharacterized. Bases 154 to 2682 code for a protein of 842 amino acids. The transcript has 6 exons. The record is from RefSeq and is a predicted model, not a curated record. Gene Ontology annotation, biological process: regulation of transcription by RNA polymerase II. Lineage: Eukaryota; Metazoa; Arthropoda; Insecta; Diptera; Calliphoridae. Gene Ontology annotation, molecular function: DNA-binding transcription factor activity; RNA polymerase II cis-regulatory region sequence-specific DNA binding; RNA binding.
UUUAUUCACCAUACAUAUGGCAACUUUAUUUCUCAUUUCGACAGCUGUUUGUCAUUAUUUAUUUCGUUUAUACAGUACUAAAAAUAAUUUUCCGAUUUAAUUUUUUGUAAAUAAAUGAUUGUCCAUAAAUUCAUUUAAAAAAAGGAUUAAAUUAUGACAUCACAAUAUAUUCCUGCAGUCGUUAAACAUGUUGAGAACAAUGCAGGAACGCAAAUUAAAAUUGGACAAAUUCUCUUGGAAGAUUUGCAGAAGGAACAGAAUCUUUUAACAAGUGAUUUUCCGAUUUGCAAACAAUUGAUUGAGGGAGCAUUAGAACAUUACUAUGCUACUGGUAUAGCUCCUGGUUGCGAAUUAUAUGCUGAUGUUUUGAAUAGGAAUCUUAUUAAACUUCAUCAGAAACUACUACUUCCUACGAAAUUAAAUAAAAUAAAUUUCAUGUUGGAAGAAACGUGCUUAAAACAACUUGAAGAUAAGACACAAUGUAAAAUUCAAAUCAAAGGACGUAAUUCCAUGAUGGAUAAAGAUAAGGAAGAAGAAUUAAGGCAAUCAGGAAAUGUGCGAUAUAAACAUUUAAAACGAGAUCUUUAUUUAGAACUAAGUGCGGAAGCUACUCCCAUAGAGUGUUAUACACGUAUGGCUUAUGCCUUAGCUGAAAUACGUUUCCUAAUACUCCAUACAAAUGAGCAGCUAUUUGAAGAUGAAUUAUGUGAAGAGACAAACAUUGAAAAACAAAUAACUGGUGAGCGUUUGGAGCAUGAUCCCCUUCAAAUAGUUUUUAAUGAGCCCAUGCCAGAGCCAGACUUAAAUAAACCCCAGGCAUUAGAAACGAAAACACCCAUGUUUAGCUUAGCAAAUAAACUUAUAAGUUUAUUAGACGAAACUGUUUUAAAUCCUAAUUUUCAACGUACAGCAGAUGUAAAUACCAAUAUAUCUCAAGAUAUUGAUAGUUUUAUAGUUUCCAAAGAGCCCAUCAGUAACAUCUUGCCAACAGCUAGUGUAAAUACCAAUAUAUCCCAAGACAUCAGUAACAUCUUGCCAACAGCUAGUACUACUAGCGUGGAAAAUAUAAAUUCGACAUUAUCUUCAGCAAAUAAUCGAUCACGAAGUAAAAUAAAUAAAUUAAAUAAAACAAACAAGAAACGUAUAACAAACAGGAAACUAACCAAAUCUACACAUAAAACGAAGUUGGUUAAAACAAGUUUUAAAGCCAAGAAUGGUUUUGCUGGCAUUUUCUAUAUAAAAGAUAAAGAAACUAAUAAAAUUAUAAAACGUCAAAUUUGCAAUAAGUCGGCUUUAAGUCGCUGUCUUAAAAGAUCUGAAAUUACACAAACAGAUGAGAAUGAUUCAUGUGAACCUUUCACUAUAGAUUAUUUGCAACAAAAUCCCAUAGAGCUGGUUUUUGAAUAUACACCACGUGAUAUAAUACUCUCUCUACUAGAGACUAUGAAAAGCUAUACAGUUUUGUGGGAAUUUCAUGAUAAACCCUUCAAUGAAGACUUCAAUGAAGCCAUUGAAGAUUUAUGCCAACAAAUUAAUAAGCAAUGGUCACUACAAAUAGAUUCGUUGAAAAUGCGUCGAAGCAUUAAUCGUAUAUUAAGAUUUUAUCGAUUUUUGUUUCCCUUUGAAACUAUGGAACAAUUUUCCGACUAUUUUGAAAUAUGUGCUGGUUUUUUGCCCACCAAUGUAAAUGAUAUACCUUAUGCUCGCUGUUCUCAUUGUUUUAUCUGUUUUAAAUAUGAUUCUGAGUUAAGAAAACAUUUGUCAACUGAACACAAGGAUUUAAAUUGCGAUUACAAAUGUAAAUACUGUGGAGAACGUUUAGCCAAUAGUUUGGAAUAUGAAUUUCACAAACGUCUGCCACAUUAUGAAGAAAUAUUUCACUGUGAUUAUUGUCAUGAAAAAUUCAAAAGUCGUAGUAAUUUAAGAAGGCAUUUACUUAAACAUGUAAAACAUCCCGUGGAACGUAGAAAUCAUGUCUGCGACCUUUGUGGUAAAAAAUUUAAAACUGGCGGCGAGAUGCGAAAUCACAAAUUAUAUCAUGAGGAAAAAAAAUUCAAAUGUCCUCUGUGUCCAAAGUCCUAUUUCAAAGAAUUUACGCUUACGAUGCACAUGAAGAUACAUCGGAAUGAAUUCGACUUUAUAUGUGAAGUGUGCGGAAAGGCAUUUACGCAACAAAAACAUCUAAAUGAACAUAUGGAAAAGCAUAAUGACGUGCAAAUCACAUGCAAUAUUUGUAAUUUAAAAUUAAGAAAACGUAAUCUUGGUCGUCAUCUACGUACUAUACAUGUGGCGGUUGAGGGCACCAUUGAAAGUACAUUUCGAGCAAAAGGUCAUCGUCACAAUGAACUCAAUGGUAAGCGGGUCUUUAGGCCUAGAAAUAAAUCAGGAAAAGAUCCAAAUUGUUCGAUCGGACAGAAUGCCCGACAAUAUAAUUGUAAACUAUGUAAUAUACUUUUUGAACGUCUCAAAUUCCUUAAGGAGCACAAUGCGGAAUGUCAUUCGAAUAUAAAUAAAGUAGCAUGUAAAUUGUGUGAUUCACAUUUAAUCCAUAGAUAUAAUAUGAGAAGACAUUAUCGUGAAAAGCAUAAGAUAGACGAUUAUACAAUUGAUACCCUUCACGAGGAGGAAACAGAUAAUGAUAUCGUACUCUCAAUGACAAUAGAAAAAAUGGGAGAACUUUAGAACUUAAGUAGUUAUCAUUCAUUCAAACCGUUUUUCCUAUUCCUUCUUUAGUUUUACAAACAAAAAAAUUAUUUAUUUAAUUUCAGAAUGUUUAAAAUUGGAAUUAAAAAAAUCAUAAGAACAAAUACACUUUUAUAAUAUUAAUCUUUGAUUUUUCUUGAAUAAAAUGUGUUUAU